Messenger RNA from Spodoptera littoralis (African cotton leafworm), 4653 nucleotides. The record is from the annotation of a GenBank genome assembly. NCBI's taxonomy places the organism in Eukaryota, Metazoa, Arthropoda, Insecta, Lepidoptera, Noctuidae.
AUGAAGUUGUUAGUGUUGACGGCGAUUAUCGCCGCCGUCACUUGCGGUCCGCUCAGUGAGAGCAACACAUGGCCUUGGCAAGUAGGCAAAGAAUACUCGUACAAUGUGGAAGCUUAUACUUGGACCAAUUACGAACAAAGCGACAGUUACGGCAAUUCCUUCAAAGCCCUGUUUAUGGUUCGUGUGCUGUCACCUGGCCGCUUGCUUGCUAAGCUAGAGAGCCCAAUGUUCGCACAAUUCCACGACCAGGUAACUAAGGAAGAAUGGCCAACUGGAUUAAACUACAAUCCUGUUGAAAAGUUCGAUCAUCCAUUUGAAAUUAUCGUCGAUGGAGGACGUGUCGUCUCUUUAAAACUUCCAGAAUCACUCUCUGUGCCCAAUGAGAAUUUGUUGAAAGGUCUGAUUGGUGCUCUACAAGCAGAUUUAUCAACCUACAACCAUGUUGAUAAUUUCCCCAACAGCUAUGAUAAAGAAAGCUUCCAAGGUUUAUUCAAAAAGAUGGAAAGUGACGUCACCGGUAAUUGUGAGACUUUAUACUCAGUAGCGCCAGUUUCUGCAGAUUGGCAUCGCGAAUUACAAGACUUCGUAGAAGAUCCUAUAGAAAUCACUAAGAGCAAAAAUUACGAGUCAUGUGCAAAGUUUGUUGACUUCAAUUUUGGUGUCCCUGAAGGUGCCGUAUGGAAGGGCAUGGCUUAUGAAAACGAAGAAAAACAGUUUAUCAAGCACACAACUGAAUCACGCUUACUCGUUGGCAAGCAUGGCACGAUUUACAAAUCUGAAACCUUUGACUCUGCUGUAGUAAAUCCACUUUUAUUUGGUAAACAAAAGGCGCAAGUUCACAGUUACGUCAGCUUUUAUCUGUUAUCAUUUCAGCCAGAAAGUUCCAAAGAAUGGGUUAAAUCUGAGGAGUAUCGAUCAGUUGACUCUUUAAUCUUUAGGUAUGAUCCUAAGUCCAUAAUAAAGGCUAAUGAAAAAUAUGUUGCUGAUGCACAGAAAUUACUCCAAGAAAUGACUCCUUUGCUGCAAGACCCAAAUAUUUUACCAAAGUCCGAUUUCCUAUCGAAAUACAAGAGCUUAAUUCGCUUAAUUAUGUUUAUGAGUCCCGAGCAACUUGCUCAACUGACCAAUAGCAUUGAAGUUGCAAAGUCAUCGAAAAACGUUGUUAAAAAUAACAUGUGGAUAAUAUAUCGUGACGCUGUUGUUCAAGCAGGCACUUAUACAGCUUUUCAAGAAAUAAAGAACUGGAUACAGUCUAAAAGGGUUGAAGGUGAUGAGGCUGCAGAUGUUAUAAGUUCAGUGGCCAGUGUACUUCGUGUCCGUACAAAAAAAGUUAUGACCGAAUUUUUCGAUUUAGCCAUGAGUCCAGAAGUUCAGAAGCAAGACUUCUUAAAUACAACAGCACUCCUGGCUGUAUCAAAGUUCAUCGCAUCGAAUGAAGACGACUCAUUCUUGGUGGAGAAAGUUAUCCCACGUCUAUCCGAAGAACUGAAAAAAGCUAUCGAAAUCGACGAUAAGAACAAAGCUCAGGUUUACGUAAGAGUUCUUGGUAACUUAGCUCACCCUGAAAUUUUAAAAGUCUUUGCUCCUUACCUGGAUGGUCACGUGCCAGUCACAAAAUAUUUACGAAUCCAAAUGGUCAUCAGCCUUAAAUCAUUGGCCAACACUAAGGAUGAGUAUGUGCGUGCUGUACUUUUCAGUCUUUUGAAGAAUACUGCUGAGCCUUACGAAAUCAGAGUAGCUGCUGCUCUGAAUAUUUUCCUAGCUUUUCCUAGUCACGAAAUGAUGCAAAUUAUGGCGCAUAUGUCAGCCACAGACCCAAGCACACAAGUUCGUGCAGUACUGGCGAAUGGCAUUAUUUUUGCCGCUCGUCUGAAAGAUCCACGUUUUGCGAAACUCGCUAAGAUUGCAAAAUCAGUUCUGUACCUGGUACCUAAAGAAAAGUUUGGCUACCGCUAUUCAACUGAAAGUUUGGUUGACGAAUAUACUAGUGACGAUGUUGCAGCACACUUUAGGGAACUUUCAUUUAUUGGAAGUGAGAAUCACAUCCUUCCAGUAUACCAAAGGGGAGGUCUCAGAUUCGGAAGCACCGGGUGGACCGAAGAAGAAUGGUUCACCUACUCUAUUUCGGAUAUGAAACACUUGAUGAGCUAUCUAAAUGGGAUGUUCGUUAAGGAACCUGAAAGAAGUUAUGAAGGCGUGAAAUUCUCUAGUAAAAAGAUAGCUGACUUACUAAAUAUUAAGCCAAAGCAUCGUUGUUAUCUCGAAGGAUCCUUCUUCCUUAACAACUGGAACCAGCAAACGCUAUUUACGUUCACUCAAGAUGACCUUGAUGCUCUGCUGAUGGACUUUGUGAAAGAGGCAGAGAAACCACCAAAUGAAAUUAAUCAUACCAACCUCUUAAGACAGAAACAAGUCUUUGUUACUUUCCCUCUAUCUACAGGCAUGCUUUUUGUUUACGACUACAGCGAGCCAACGGUUGUGAAGAUGCAAAGCCAAUUGAAAAGGAUAGUCGACAGUGAAUCGUCCAUAAAUUCAAACGUUGACUUGAAAAUAUUAUACGCCAGAAAUAUGGAUGGUAGCGUUGGUUUCUUCGAUGCCUAUAGUAACUUGUACGUAAGCUCAGGUGUCAUUAACAAAUUCCAAUUUUACAUUCCUUUGAAAGUGAGUGCUUCAUUCCAAUUGGGAAAAACUAAAUUCAGCUUGAAAUUCGAGAUGCCUGAACAAAAUGUCAAUUUGGCCCAUAUGAGUGUAUGGCCUUACAUUUCACGGUACGAACUUUAUUCACCGGUGACUGUCUUACAAGACCCAUCAACUAAGUUUAUCGAGCGUCCAGAAAAGGUUAUUUCUGCACCAUUGAAAUUUGGCGAGCUCACCGGCACCGUCUUUGAAUUUAGCGGAUUCUCUUAUUCUAAUGACUACAAGAAGCCACUCAGUUUGUUUGAUGCUGACUUCCUUACAAAUGUACGUAACUUGCUGUACCAGAAGGACGUCGCGUAUACUUCAUUUGACUUGAAGUACCUUUCUAAAGAGUCGCAAAACAAUGCAGUGGCGUACAACAUAUUCUAUGGUUCACGAUACAAUCAGGAAGGUACGGAUGAAGAAAUGGAACCAGCAAAGACUAUGGAAAAUAUCACAUUACCUGAUCGUUAUGAGGAGAUAGUUAAGCGAGCUGCUGCAGGUAUAGAAUCUACAGCCAAAAUACAAUUCCUCGACAUUAGCGUCGAGUUUGAAGGAAAAAAGAAACGAGAAUUUGUAUUCACGAGUGCUGUUGCUAAUAGUUUUGCUGAAAAGAAGGUACACGCAGCUUGGUUUUUAAAUGCAUAUGACCAAAUUAAUGGUGUAUUCAGGAUGAUCGAACCGCAAAUAGCACCAUUGAACUUUGAGGAGGCUCUCAAGAAUAAAUUCAAAGUUAAAUACGAAGCUGACAUUAAGUUUGGCAAAUAUGACAAUAUUCACUUCAAAGGAUUUGAGGAGCGCAGUAAGAAAUACACUGAACAAUUACGAAAGGACCCGUUAGGAAAACAGUGCUUGGAAGAAACUAAGCGAGAUAAUAUCUACCUGAAGGAUUGUCACAAAAUGAUUAUAAAGGCUCACGCUCCCGACUAUUUCAAAGGAACAUUAUCUUACAAGGCACUGCCCGCUGACUGGAACAAUUGGAACGUACUUUAUGAAUAUUUUAAAGAUUUGUACAAUUGGGAUGUGCAAGUAGACAAGACUAGGGCCAUCAACAACAAUACACUGGAAAUUGUGUCUGAAGCUUUCUACUACGACAAUUACGUCAACUAUGAAUUUGCCAGUAAAUAUGGAGUGGUACAAUUGAAUAAUGUGGAGAUUUUGCCGUAUUACCAGUACGCCAUGGCUAACUACGCACCUAUAUCUGCCUGGGAACGUUCCCGCAACUGGUUUACUGAUUACCAACACUUGCCCUUCUGUUCCGUGGAUGACAAUAAAAUCAAGACAUUUAGCGGACGUGAAUAUGAAUACAGCGUGACAAAUGCUUGGCACGUGGUUAUGGUCGAUAAGGCCAGGGAAUUUGACAAUGACAUAGUAAUUCUUAUAAGAAGAGAAGGAGCUAAUCAAGCAGUGGUUUAUGUUUCGUACAAGACUGCAGUCGGCCAAGCCGUGGAAAUUGAAAUCACGCCGAAAACGAUUGAAGUUAUAACAAAUGCGACACGUCUAAGUUCCAGCGGCGUCGCCACAUAUUGGAAUUAUGUAACAAAUGCACCUCUAUUAGAAUACUAUACUAUUGCUGAGGACAUUGAAUUCUUUAGCAUAAACAAUGGACAAGUUCGUUUCUUGUACGACAACCAUCGCCUUGUUAUUUUCACUGACGACCACCGCAGCUCCACCUGGGGUUUGUGUGGACAGAGUACAUCUCAAAUUAGCGAUGACUACAUCACUCCUUAUGGCGUGGUCUACCUUCCUAAUUAUUACGGAGCAUCUUUCUCCCUGGAGGAAGAAUUCAUUGAUCCUUCCACCGUGGAGCUGAAGAAGAAAGCUAAGCUGAAGGCGUAUCACCUGUCACCAAGUACACCAACAUUCUCCGCUCUGAUGAUGAGUGGAGCAAGAUCAAGAAUGAAUCUGUUAAAGGAGCGAAAUCUUUUAAAGUUUAUAGACAAAGUUUUGAGUGGUGAUCUUUUUAGUAAACAAUAA